AUGUUCAGUGAGGAUCUGGAGAAGUGUACCGACUCUGCCAGUAAGAGCUACUGGACUGACAUGUUCUACUGGGAAUACCUGAAGUGUUAACUAUCAUCCCAGUGUCUGGGGAUUGAAGCCUUCUCAGGGGAUGAGGAGAGAUGUUUAGUGGUGGCCAACAUGAUGGUCAAGAAACUUCUGGCUGACGUCGAGCCCCAGCUGUCCUGCUCUGUGACACACUUCGAUCUGAAUCCAUCCAGUAAGGGACAGAAGGAGAGCAAAGUGAUUACUCCAAUUGAAUCGACACCAGCUCCAAAGACCAUUGAGGUAAGCAACACAACUUUUUUGAGUUCUCAAACUUUUAUAGAAAUGAUCACUAUUAGUAAAUUGGAUGUAAAAAUGGUAUUGUGUCUUUUCUGCUUUCAGUCUGUUGUGGGCGUGAUAACUCCUUGGUCAACUACCCUGCUGUUAACACCUGGGACUCCUGGGUCAACUACCCUGCUGACAACACCUGGGACUCCUGGGUCAACUCCACUGAGCACUACCUCUAUACACUGAGAAAUUAA
Messenger RNA from Coregonus sp. 'balchen', 545 nucleotides. The record is from the annotation of a GenBank genome assembly. NCBI's taxonomy places the organism in Eukaryota, Metazoa, Chordata, Actinopteri, Salmoniformes, Salmonidae.